AUGAAACCAAUACCAACUGCACAGCAAAUGAUGAUAUGGCUUUGUCAAUUGCCUCCGGAAAAUUCCACAAGUGUUUGGAAGAAAUUGGCAUAUAUUGGCUUUACCAUAGUUAUGACUUUGGCACAGUUUACUCUGUCGCUUGCAUCGGUUGCAUUCAUUUUAAAGAAUGGAACAAAUAAUUUCGAACAAACCUUAUUUGCUGCUUGUGUAUUUAUUUCCGCGUUGGGGGCGGUCUAUAUUGAGUUGGAAAUAGUUUUUAUGCAGCAUAGAUUUUCCAAUAUUUUGAAGAAUUUGGCAACAAUUUAUGGCGCAAAUAAGCACGAAGAUUCAUUUCAAUUUUUGGAACAAGUGAACAACAAAUGUGAAUGGAUAUGGAAGUUUUAUUUGAAAUGGGUGGUCACCUCAGCCACGGUUUCAUUUCCUAUUAAUGGUAUUGCCUCAAUAAUAUUUUGUUACUACUUGCAUGGAGAGCUAAAUAGAGAUCAUUUAUAUAUACCAUUUUAUUUUGUUUUACCGUGGGAUCAAGCAACACUACUUGGAUACGGUGGAGAGAUAUGUACCUACAUGUCCUUUGCUGUGUCUUAUUAUCUUAUAUGUGGGGUCGUUAUGCUGACGUUUAUUUCAAUGUGCUUUCAUCAUCAAGCAUUUUAUGAAAUGUUUCGACAUGAGCUGCGCAAAUUAAAUGAUCCCGAUGAAAAUAUCAACCAGAAGAAGCUACUCUGCAAAAUUAUCGAAUUCCACAGUUCCGUUAGAGAAUGGUUUUUAUAUUCGUCUGACGUUUAUACAUUUAUUAUCAUGAUCAAACUACUUUACAGCAUGCUAUGCUUGGCGAUUUGCAUUUUCGAUUUAAUGAUUGUAACUAACUUCCGCUUUUUAGAAGUAAUUCAUCAAAUACAUUUGAUUCUUUUCUGUAAUAUUUUAGCAACUUGA
This is a messenger RNA of Contarinia nasturtii (swede midge), 930 nucleotides long. RefSeq lists its product as uncharacterized. The transcript is spliced from 4 exons. The record is from RefSeq and is a predicted model, not a curated record. The coding region runs from base 1 to 930 and encodes 309 amino acids. NCBI's taxonomy places the organism in Eukaryota, Metazoa, Arthropoda, Insecta, Diptera, Cecidomyiidae.